CCGUCACCUCCGUUAAGCCUAACCCCGUUUACGCGCCCUCCUCUUCUCUUCUCUUGUUUUGUCUUGUCUUCCUUGACGCUUCCAAGCUUGCUUUUUCACUUACUUUUCCUUGCAAUUUUUUGGCCUUCUCGAUCACCAACCACCUCCACUCCUCUCGCUCGCCGCCGAACUGGCGUUAGGGCUGCUCGAAUUCUCUCCCUCCCCAGAUUAGGGAUUAGGAAGAGGAGAUGGUUGAAAUCUUGAUUUCCGGAAUUUGUUGAGGUAAUUCGAGGUCGACCAAACAAGAAAAGCAUGUAUUUAUGACAGUUUCUAUAAGAACAGCAGAGUCGAAUUUGUAUCAUGUGGCUCAACUGAGAAUAAAGGGGUCAGCACGUCGGCCUUCUACGUCAUUCAUCUCAUCUUCCAGUAAUUAUGAGUCAGUAAGAUGAAGUGGGAAGUAUUUAAAUGGAAAACUGCAAGAAACUGAUGGCCGAUGGUGGCAUUGAGAAAAGGGAUGAGGCAAGAAGUGAUCAUCUUCGCCUCAAUACUAAAGAUCAAUUAUCUGCAAAGGCUUUCUCAAAGGAAGAAAAGGAAAUUAACAGCUGCAGUAUGUUACUCUUCAUUAGAUCAUGAAAAGCCACUUCUAGUCAAGAUUUCAGUACUCAGAACUGCAAUCUAGUUCUCAAACAAUAAAAGGUUCAAAAGCUUGGAGAAAAGAGUGAAUAUCGAUAGUCUCUGCUCCAAGAAGUCAUAAUGGAUGACUUGAUUGAUUCUUUCAUGUCAUCUCCAGCAUGGUCAGACAGAAAUGCCUCUUCAAAGGCAUCAUGGAAUGGCACAAGUGUAUCUCAUACAAAUGGCUUACUUGCUGAUUCUACAGAACCAUAUGGAGAAGCAAAAAACCCGUCUGUUUGCAUGGUGCCUUCAAGUAACAUUAUAGGCAAUGCAGCUGCUGAAGAUUUAAAUGUGCAUGGGCAUGAUGGGACUCCUUCCAUGUUCAUAGAUGGGAGUGUGAAUUAUGGAAUUCUUAAAGAUUUGUAUUCUGGUGAAAGAUUAUCUCACCAGAAUUUACAUAAUCAAACCUCCAAUUCAAUCUCAAUGAAUAAUGGGACCCGAGUUAGAACUUUCCCGUUACUGGGGGUCACUGGUAGUAACCAAACAUCUGCAUCAUUUGAAUCAGCAUUGCCACGUGGCACACUGGCCAUAUCCAGUUCAAUCGAGAGCAACAGUAGUGAACUAUCUGCUUUUCCACAAUCUCUUGGAGAUGCCCAUUCAAUUAACUCAGUUCCGACAAUAUGGCCUUCAUCAUACUCAAGUGUCUCUUCUUUUGUGGGGCAUGGAAACUCACCAGCUUUUGGUUAUCAAGGAAAUGAAAACAAUGAUUAUGUAUUGGGAAAAUUAAGUCUUGAGAAUGGGAAAUUUCAUGUGGACAGAUUACCUCCAGAAUCCGUGCAUGCUAAGAAUCAAAAUGAAAUACGUGACUUUUCUUCUUUCUCUGUGGGGCAACAUAUGAAUUUGAUUGCUGGUGCUUUGCUCCCACAAAAGGAGCAAAAUGGGUUGCAUUCGCCCUCUUUUCCUUCAGGAUCAUGUAUGAUGGCAGUAAAUAAAAUGGCAGGAAUACAGACUCCUCAGCAGCUAUCACCAUCAUCUGAAAGGCAUACUGCUAGCCAUCAGAUAAACAAUACUUCCAGUACGCCGUCACUAGCUGUUUCAGCUAAUGCCAGUGGUUGCAAUGGAACUGCCAAGCCACGUGCAAGAGCACGACGAGGCCAAGCCACUGAUCCUCAUAGCAUCGCAGAACGACUACGGAGAGAAAAAAUUGCAGAACGGAUGAAGAAUUUACAAGAGCUUGUCCCCAGUUCCAAUAAGACAGAUAAGGCAUCAAUGCUUGAUGAAAUCAUUGACUAUGUAAAAUUUCUGCAAUUGCAAGUCAAGGUUCUCAGCAUGAGCCGGCUCGGUGCAACUGGAGCAGUUGUUCCUCUGCUGACAGAUACUCAAACUGAGGUUUCUGGCAGUUUGCUUCUGUCAUCAUCGGCAGGGCAGGGAGGUUCUGAUAUAUCCGAGUCAGAGGACAGCUUGGCCUUCGAGCAGGAAGUCGUAAAGCUCAUGGAAACUAAUGUUACCACUGCUAUGCAGUACCUUCAAAACAAAGGACUCUGCCUCAUGCCCAUCGCUCUUGCCACCGCAAUCUCGAAUCAGAAAGGCUUCUCCACUGCUAUACCACCCGACCGAAGAAAACCUAUAAUGAGCCAUGGAAUGGCACCGCUGAGCCACAGUUCCAUGGACAGGAAUUGCAACAAAAACGAUGUCACUGGCUGCAAUGGAACCAUUGUUAAACAAGAAGCUCGCGAAUCAAAUGACAAAACAAGAGAGUUGGAUCACGAGGCGAAGUAGCUAGCUCACAUGGCCUGUUAUUCCCCUUUAUUUUCAUCUGAUUAAUUUGCUAGUAGAUAUUUUAGUUUGAUAAUGGAAGUGUUUUUGGUUGUCUGAGACACUGAUGUAUAGGCUUCCCUGUUGAGGCUGUCGACUGGAGAAAUAUUAGCACACCAUGCACGUAAAAGUUUAGUCAUACAUGUUUUUGUGUGUAAAGCAGCCAAAAUUUGCUUGUAUUGACCAGAUUAAUUUCUUGAGCAGGUAAAAAGGUAAGCUUAAGAAACAA
Molecule: messenger RNA, 2635 nt
Organism: Musa acuminata AAA Group (dessert banana)
Lineage: Eukaryota; Viridiplantae; Streptophyta; Magnoliopsida; Zingiberales; Musaceae
Product: transcription factor bHLH62-like
Exons: 11
Coding region: 733-2370 (545 amino acids)
Biological process (GO): regulation of transcription by RNA polymerase II
Cellular component (GO): nucleus
Molecular function (GO): DNA-binding transcription factor activity, RNA polymerase II-specific; protein dimerization activity; RNA polymerase II cis-regulatory region sequence-specific DNA binding
Source: RefSeq, a predicted model, not a curated record